Danaus plexippus (monarch butterfly) is the source of this 2363-nucleotide messenger RNA. RefSeq names its product probable serine/threonine-protein kinase clkA. NCBI's taxonomy places the organism in Eukaryota, Metazoa, Arthropoda, Insecta, Lepidoptera, Nymphalidae. The record is from RefSeq and is a predicted model, not a curated record. The coding region runs from base 117 to 2363 and encodes 748 amino acids. The transcript has 6 exons.
CUCGCCACACUUCGGUCAUGCUUUUUAUUUUUAACAUAACAAUUCUCGUUUUCCCGAUGGGCGGCUGUGCUUUUUGGAACGUAUCUAAAUGAGAGAAUAUUCUGAGGGGAGAAGAAAUGCUACAACCAGAGUCGCGACUCUGUAUAAUAUUGAAUAUAUUUUUUAUCGCUCGUGAAAACGUCUUCGGUCUGAAGACAGAUGCGGUUUGUUCAAAUUAUGAUUUGUUACAAAAUAAACCGAUGACAAGUAAAAUUGUCGAUGAAAACGAAAUCAAAUAUUACGAUUUUGUAAACGACGAUAAACAUUUUACUAACAAACCUGAAAUUAAUGCAAAUUCAAUUGAUCCUAUACGAGACGAUUUAAACAAGUAUAUGAACAUUGAGACAAAUGACAAAGCUGAAAUCGUUGGAAGUGCAGAAGAUGCAAACGAUUGUUUGUGUGAACAAACAGAAUAUGAAUCCAGCGAACCUGAAAAUUUGGUCGAAAGUAAUAAAAAUGACAACUUGACUUAUGUAUACAUUACCGGUAUGGAUGAUAGUCUCGUGGAACUGAAGCGAAACAUACAGAAAUACGGAAAAGGUCACGAAUUGAUAGUUAAUUUUUAUUUAUAUAAAAACCAAAAAUGGUAUGACCUGGGCUACUUAUACACAGAUGCGUAUAUUUUACGUUAUUUUAUACCGAAUUAUGAAAAAAAAUUUUGUGUCGUCAAUUCAAAGAAUAAUUGGUGUUUCGAUAAUUUAUCAAAAAAACAUUAUUUGAAGGACUUCAACAUAGAGACGGAAAGCUCAAAAUUCGAUAAAGAAGUUGAAAAUUUUCAACCAAUGGUAGCUGAAUCAAAGAAUGUAUGCAAACUAAUAGAAUAUGUACCGACAGAAGUUGAUGGCCAUUAUGAAUUAAAUAUUCCUAAAGAACAGCAAUAUACGGAUGAAAAUAUUUUAGAUAAUUACCAUCAAAAUAAUUUGAGAAAACAAAAUACAAAUUUAAAUAAUAAUAUAAGUCCGCAAAUUUCUUUGUUGGAAACUGAAGACCUGGGAUCUUCACAAACAGUCAUAAACAAUAACAUUGACUAUCCAGAAGAAGAACAUGAUGCAAAUACUGUAGAAGUUGCAACAGGUCAUAAAGUCUGCUAUAAGCAAGAUGUUAACAUGUUAGGAGAAGCAAUAAAGAACAAAUACGACAUGUCUUCUAAUGUCAUUACUUACGAUGACAGCAAUAAAGAAUCCAGAAUUGACAGAAAUAGUUCAAUGGACACCAUAAAGAGUAAUGAACUCACAAAUGAUAAUGAAAUUUUUUAUAAAAUUAACGAAAACAAUUUAAACUAUAUACCGAUCAAUACUAUAUCAGAUAAAGAAUCUGAUUGCAAUUAUUUAACUCAUCCCUGUUCCGCGAAAGCAAGCAAUAAUGAUAUCGUGAGAACAGAAAAUAAUUAUGAGUUGCUGAAAGGAAUAGAUUCGUAUGAUGAAAACAAUGCAGCCCGAACGGAAUUAGGAUAUCAUUUACAAUAUGACGAUGGUACAGGAACAAAAGGAUGUGAUAAGUGUUCAAAAACCAAUGAGGCCUUUCGUUAUAACCUAGCUAUACCAAACAUGGUAUCUACUCCGCGUUACGUAGGUGUCAUUAAAACAAUUGUAAAUCCAUUGAGCGUGGUGGAAACCCCAAAAUUAAUGUUUUUCCCAUACCAAACACAUUUGAUACCAAAUCAACAAGCCAAAACCAAUGAUAUGGUUUCCAUUAAUGAUGUUCCAGACUCUAAAAUUGUUUACAGGAAUUACAAUGACAAUGAAUCAAUUUUAACAAGACCUCAAGCUUCAGUGGAACAAAAAAUUGAAAAUGUAUUUAAGGAAUAUGUGCCAAAUUAUGAUUUACAAAGUCAAGUACAAUCAUCUCCAAUACCUUACGAGGAAGCUACUUUAACUGAUAAUAAUAUAAUUAAUGACGUCCAACAGCCCAUCAAGCAAGACACAUACCUAAAUAUGCCUGAUAUAGUCAUCACGCCGAUGUUAGUUUAUAGCGUAAGAGAGGUACCAACACUAAACUUCAUGCCUAUAAGAAAUUCUAAAUAUGCGAUGGGAGAGGAUAUAGAGAUCGCUAGAAAAUAUGUCGCUCAGAAAUACGGAGAUCCGAUGGUUAUUAGAGGCGUGUACAGUGCUUACAAGCCAUACGCCUACAUCAACGACAGUGGAUCCAGAGAGAUCCAGUACUUGCGGGCCCUUCCAUACUCCGUACCAGACACAAAAUUCGACUCUCCGUUCAGACCAGGAGCAAUGCAAGACAGCAAGGUUAUUGGACCAUCAGCAUCCCUCCGUCAUUCCCUUCACCUGAUGUUGCAGACGCCCAUGGGCGAUGGUAACUACUUCCCAUAA